AUGUACAGUUGUUCCAACGUCAAAAGGCGGCUAACAAAGCAUUUCAAAAAGCCGGUUUUUAAAAAACGAAAGGGCGAUUUUUAUUUUCCUAAAGUUCGCCAUUUUACAGUCAAGCUUAGAAUAUCUACAAAGCAGGUUCAAUUGAACAGUUUUCUAGAAGCAAUUUCACAGUGUAUUAUCAAUAACUACAAAACCAACCCAAAAUACAAAUAUGAAGAAAAAUUAACUGAAAAAGACAAGACUUUGAUGAAGCAUACGUACAAAAAAAUCAUCGAAAGAUUGGUUUUGAAAGAGGAAACUACUAUGGAGGAUGUACUUUAUAACAAAGCAAAAGACUAUUCUGUUGAGCAUGAAAUUAAAGAAAUCGAAAAAGAAACCGGCAAGGCCAAUUUAAUGAAGGCUUUACCAGAGUCGUUAACCAUUAUGCUGAUGAAUUUGGACGGAAAGAAUGACUUUGACUCGAUUGACAAAGUAUUCCAAGACAUUUCUUGCAACCGCCGACAUCAACCAGAAGAAUACUGGUAUCGAGAAAGUGUCUUCAACUAUCUGAAUCCAUUUAUGGAUAAAGACAGUAUUGAAAGCUUCCCAACUGAACAAGAUCUCUUGCAGGAUAUGUAUGGGUUCAUCAACAACUCUUCCAGUUCUACUUCAUUCUAUAACAAGAACAUGAGAAGGGCACUUGGCUCAAUUGACAUAAUGGAACAAAUGGUUACAGACCGUUCAGAUCUUACUUUCAGAUAUCCUUUAACUUAA
Phycomyces blakesleeanus NRRL 1555(-) is the source of this 753-nucleotide messenger RNA. RefSeq lists its product as hypothetical. The record is from RefSeq and is a predicted model, not a curated record. Bases 1 to 753 code for a protein of 250 amino acids. Lineage: Eukaryota; Fungi; Mucoromycota; Mucoromycetes; Mucorales; Phycomycetaceae. The transcript has 5 exons.